UGAGCCGGCCGGAUUUCAUUCAUUUUCAUUUCAUUUCAGUCAGACAGAAACACAUUUUCGCAAUCUGCUGAACCUACUGCAUAGAAUCUAAUUCUGAUUCUCAAUAGUCUAGUCGUGCUCAAGUUACUGAGUAAAUAUUCAAUAUGCCGCACUUUAGAAUUGAAACAAAUGUGGCAAGGAACAAAAUUCCUCAAGAUUUUGUUUUGAAAGCUGUGCCGGUGUUGGCAAAGGCUCUUGGAAAACCUGAACAGUACUGUGUGGUGUCUGUAAUCCCGGACGUUCCAAUGAGCUUUGGGGGCACCACAGACCCCUGUGCUAUUGCCAACCUCAUGUCAAUCGGGGCACUUGGCGUGGAACAAAACAAGAAACAUGCAAAAGUACUCUUCGAGCUGGUUGAACAAGAGCUCGGAGUCAAGAGUGAUAGGAUGUACAUAACAUUCCAAGAUGAGCCCACGGGAAACGUCGGCUUCAAGGGCACCACGUUCCACGCUAUUUUCGGAUAAACCUACAUACAAAUGUAUUAUUUUUUCUUCUGUAAAGGUCAGACCAGACUAAUGUUAUUUCACUGACACUCAGAGUAUGUUCAAUGACUUUUGUCAAAGAAAUGUAAAAAAAAUAUUCCUAAAAUUUUAAAAUACCACGCUGAAAAUCGCAUUAGAAUCGGUUCAGCCAAACGUGAGGUGAUCGCGCACAAACAUACAUGCAGGGCAAACUGAGAACCUCCUUUUUUGAAGUUGGUUAAAUUCGCAAGUCUGGUGUGUUCUUUAUAUUUUAGUUUUAAGAAUGUAUUAUCCUGAUUUAUUCACAUUAUAAGUUACUGCCAUUAUGCCCUACAAGAGGUUUUAACCAGAACAAUAUUUAUAGUGCCUUUUAAAUGGGUUUAAUUUUUCAUCGCAUGAUCAAAUCUGGUUCAUUUCCAUCAUCAUUUAUUAAAUGGAUAUUUUUUUUUAUAUAACGAUGAAAAAAGCAAUGUAUUUUGCUAGCUAAAGUAAGCGUCCACAGGCACGCGUCGCAUUUAUCGGACGCAUCGCACGAUCGAUUUUAGUAACUUGCCCAUUAAAAUUCAUACAACUGCGUCUACUUAUCGUACGGGCCGCUCAUAUAGGUGGCUAUGCUAUAAUGCGAUACGUCCGAUACGUGCGAUGCGGGCCUGUGGACUAUUACCUUCAGUCAAAAUGUUAUACCCAUACCUAAUAGUCAUAUUUCCCAGUCAUUGGUAUACUUUUUUUAUUUUUUUACGUCCUUUCCUAUUUUUUGUUAAGAGCAAAGUUUAUGUUAUGAAUUUAUGAUGUUUUCUUUUAUUAUUUUUAGAAGCGUAAGAGUAACCUGUAUUUUUGAGAUUCGGAAAAAUAAAUAUUUAUGCAUUUUAA
Messenger RNA from Helicoverpa zea (corn earworm), 1370 nucleotides. RefSeq names its product macrophage migration inhibitory factor-like. The transcript has 3 exons. The record is from RefSeq and is a predicted model, not a curated record. Lineage: Eukaryota; Metazoa; Arthropoda; Insecta; Lepidoptera; Noctuidae. Gene Ontology annotation, molecular function: phenylpyruvate tautomerase activity; cytokine activity. Bases 144 to 503 code for a protein of 119 amino acids.